Messenger RNA from Penaeus vannamei (Pacific white shrimp), 4616 nucleotides. RefSeq names its product loquacious (gene loqs). Gene Ontology annotation, molecular function: double-stranded RNA binding; siRNA binding. Gene Ontology annotation, biological process: regulation of regulatory ncRNA processing; siRNA processing. Lineage: Eukaryota; Metazoa; Arthropoda; Malacostraca; Decapoda; Penaeidae. Gene Ontology annotation, cellular component: RISC-loading complex; cytoplasm; RISC complex. The record is from RefSeq and is a predicted model, not a curated record.
AAAUUUCAAAGCUGGCGCGAGCAGCGCGCGCUCUGCGCCUGCGCACUGAGGCAGGAGCACACAAGCGGAGGGAGAGAACUUCACUAGGCCGCUCUUUUGAGGUUAGGUGGGCUGGUGGGCUGUCAAGAAGUGUGCAAGGUGUGGCAUGUUCCCCCAUCUCUUGUGAGGACCUCCCUGCGGUGACACGCGCCAUCGUAAUUAAUUCCACGCACAGCUCCAUCAUCAUCCUUUUGGGGUCCGAUCACGCAACCAAUUAGUUGUAAUCAUGUAUCAUCAACCUCCACCAAACGUCGAUUCCUCUAGCAAUGUUGAGGGCAUGUCAGGAGCUCUGCCCUCCAAAACCCCUGUUUCACUUCUCCAAGAGUUGUGUAUGCGCAGAGGAAUCUCCCCCAAGUAUGACCUUCUGCAGAUAGAGGGAGCAGUUCAUGAACCAACUUUUGUGUACAGAGUCACUGUGGGGGAGUUUGCAGCAAAUGGAUCUGGACAAAGCAAGAAGAAGGCAAAACACGCAGCUGCAAAGGCUGUCCUGGACAUCAUCAUCCAGGGUGGUGCUGCAGGGGCUGGGGGACCCACUUCAGGCGGAGCUCCUGGAGCUCCACCAGAACUAUCAACCCAGAUUGUUUCCCCAUAUGAUGAUGGUAUCCCAGGGAACCCAGUUGGGUCCUUGCAGGAGCUGUGCAUGGCGCGUCGAUGGCCCCCUCCCACAUAUGAGCUUACCUCAGAGGAGGGCUUCCCUCAUGAGCGAACUUUCUCCAUUGCAUGCACCAUUGGUAACACCAGAGAAAUUGGUACUGGAAAGAGUAAGAAGCUAGCAAAACGGCAAGCGGCUUACAAGAUGACACAGCUGCUGAAGGACCAGCCAGUGGAGGCACCUCAAGUCAAUGUCUUGGCCGAUGACGACGAUGAGAUUGCCCAGAAGUUGGCGGCUCGGUACUCUGGGCUGAAGGAUUCAAAGGUGUUGUCCCUCACCACCAGUGACUCGCGGAAGGUGAGUCACUUCCACAAGAACCUAAAGCAGUCUCCCGGCAAGAAGCUGCACGAGCUACAGACAAUCUCGCUGAGCAACGUGAACCUUAACUUUGUCCAGAUGCUCCAAGAUAUUGCCCAGGAAGCUAACUUUGUUGUCACAUAUGUUGACAUUGAGGAAUUGUCUGUCUCAGGCCAGCAUCAGUGUUUGGUUCAGCUGUCAACUCUGCCAGUUGCCGUGUGCUAUGGCACGGGAGCCAAUGUGAAGGAGGCACAGUCUGCUGCUGCUCACAACGCCCUGGAAUACCUAAGGAUUAUGACCAAUAAGUAAACUUUGUGUUAGGGAGAAGGGGGUCAUUUGAUGGAAGGUACAAGUAUGGAGGGAGCCUUUUUUAAAUUUCACGACAAGAAGUAAAACCCGGUGUUGAGUAUUCCCUUGUACAAUCAGUGACUCACCAGUUGUGGACUCGAGCUGGAGUGACUGUGGUAACUGGUGGAGAAUUCAACACCCUGUAGAAUAUUUACCUAACCCCCCAAAAAAAAACAGAGAAAAAAUUGCAUCACAGAUGUGUUGCAAACCAAAAAAAUGAAAAAAGUCUUUCUGGAAAGGAUGACAAAAAAAGUUGCCCUUGGGUUUUCAGGAGGUAACGAAAAAAAAUUAGGAACUCGGACCAGAAUGAAGCAAGAUGUCUGUGGUACCUGUGGUCAACAUGCAGGAAUUGGUAAUUCAGGCAAAGGGAGAGGUAUGUACAGGUCGUCUCUGUACCAAAGAUCAUGGGCGUUGUGAAUGUAAUGGAAUAUCGGCUAAAUAGAGGUCAUUCUUUUGAAUGACUCAGACUCAUUAAAGUCAAUUUAAUUUAAUUUCCUUAAUGCUGUAGUACAUAACCUCUUAUAUUGGAUAUUGAAGGUACAUUGCUGUUUGUGCCUUUAGCCAUUUACAAGGUUGCCAUUAUCUCCUCUCCCUGCCUGACUCAAAAAUAUCAUUUUGACCCCACAGAUAUCCUGGUCUGAGUUUGCUCUCGUUGUGUGCAUCUGCUAUACUUUGCAUAGAAAUAGUGAAGUGUUACAGAAGAGCACACGCUGGCUGACUUGGCCUCCAUGUUGCAGGUUAUGUGAAUGGUGUAAAGGUAGUCAAAAUAGUACCUGACAUUCUUACCUCUAGUACAAUUAUUGUAGGCCAUUUGUUGUUUCAGAAAAUUAGGUUUGCGUAUCGAAGGACACCGCACCAUCAGUGCAAAGAUGGAGUAAAAGUCAACCAGUGCGUGGCCUCCUGACAUUAAAUGUACCGUAGUCAUGGUCCAGGUCCAGGUGUAGGUGUCAGUUGUGGAGUACGUUGCCAGGGUGGACUCUGGGUAGACAUUCAUCACCACUUACCAUUUCCACAAUUAUCUGCUCUUAUUGUCUUUUAGUAAAAAAUAAGAAAAAAAUAAAAUGAAAAAACAACAGGAUGAAAAAUCAGCAUGUAAUUUGAAAUGUGCAAAUAUGCUCUGUUUAAUUACAGCAUAGUUGUGCAUGUCAGUAGGUAUUAAGCUUCAUUAAGAUGUUCCAACCCUUGCAAAUUACUCCAUUCUGCAACUUAAUAAUGCUUUACCCAAUAAGCUGUUACGUACAUUAAUUCUCUUAUCUAAUGGGCAUUCAUUAAUUAAAUGCAAAGUAUAGAUACUGGAUGAUUGCUGGCUGUAGAGAUGGGCCUCCUUGGGUCAAGAAAGGUCAUCAGAUGAAUUGGCUUGCCAGUCAUGUUUCAGAGGGAGUGAUUACAUGGAGCUAUAGUGACACACUGUGCCAAGAAACUUAUUGUUUUCACUGGUAAAACUAAAAAAGAUCAAAAUGUUUUAAGUAGAACAAUUAUGUUCAGCAGUUAUAUCUGAGAAGGGAACCUACAUUUGAUCUGAGCAUGCAUUCCCCAUCAAUUAUUGUAAAUGAACCCAAGGAUGGCUAAAGCCCACACAAUGAUAGUCAGUGAGGUUGAACUUUUUUGUUACUCCGAAGCUGAUGUUAACGUGGUGUGGGCUAGGGACAGAAGCCCAUUGUACGCAUGAGAUAGCACUCAGGAAGAUGAACAAAGUCACAGUCAUAUCUUGAAAAAAAAGUAUUAAUAAUAAUUCCAAUCCAAAUUUGCAGUAACUGAACACAGGAAUCACUGCUCUCUUGUAUUCAGUUAGAGCAAGCAAAUUUGGAGCUGUGUACAUGUCAUCUGUCUGUGUGCUGUUGGUUUUUGUUCACCAGCAGCCUAUGUGGUCUCUACCAAGUCAGGUCGUUGCAUUGCUUUCUGAGCAGAGAUAACAGUUUUACAAGUAGAAGAAAUGAGUUCUGUUAGAGAGACAUGUGUUCCAGUUUUGUAUGACCAAUAGAUAAGCAAAAUCCACCUGUCAUGUUAAUCUGCUGGCAAGACUGGUCUAAUGUAGUGUAGUUUUUUGUACUAGGUCAAGGAAAAGUUGAUAUGUUGAAUUUGAAGUUUGAAAGGGUGUCACCUUGUACAGUGGAUGUAGAAAUGCCAAAUGAUUGCUCAUCAUGUGAACUUAAUUAGCAAUGCUGUUUGUAAAUGCUUCAUGAGGCCUGAGGGUUCAUGGUAUGCUGGACGUCAAAGAUUUUCUUUGCAUUAUAAUUUACAAGUAAGGACAAGUUCUCAAGAAGGAAUGAGUAUGUGCUUAUAAUUCCUUGGAAUGGAUUGGCUGUAGAUGAUCUGAUGGUGACCACAUGGUGCUGUUGGUAUUUUCAGAAACUGUAUCACUCCAAACAACUGGUAAGUUCUGAAGACAGAACUCCCAAGGAUAGUGUCACCUCUGUUUGGGUGUUACACAUGUUUUGAGUAACUGGUCUUUUCAAUCCAGUUUUUAAGAGAUUGUGCAGCUCAAAUAGUUCUUGUCUAUUGUCAUUAUUGUGUAAGAAAAAUUUCUUAGUAUCAUGGAAUGCAUGGAACUCAUUCAAGCAUGUUGUAAUUUUCAAUGAGUUCAGUAUGUCCCUGAUAUUAGAGAAUUGCCAUUUUUGUGAAAAUAUCUAAAUCUCUUUAUAAUGUAUUGCAAGUGCUAUUUGAGAAGAUACAACUUACUGUUAGGAACCAUCAGAAUCUGGAUUUCAUAAGGGCACACACAACCUUUUUUUAUAAAUAUAUAUUUUGUUUUUGUUCAUUAUUAUUAUUUUUUAUUUAUUUAAUUUUUUCAUGGUAUAAAGACAGUUCUACUACAUCAGUGUUGUUUCCACAGUGACUUACUUGUUUAGGGACUGACUUCUGCAAAAUACUCGAGAAUGUGUAUUUGCAUGUUUUUGCGCACUGUAUGCAUGUAUUUUUCUUGAAUAAAUUGCAGCACUCAGUCCCUACAUGUGACUAUGGCUGUAACUUACACAAUGUGGUAUUUGCAUCAAGCCCUAUGUGUACAAUCUCCAGUUCAUGUUAAAGUUAAAAAAAAAAAAAAAAAUGAAAAAAGAAGAAAAAAACGAAUAAUGUAAUGAGUUGAAUAUUACAAGUCCAAACUUAGUUAACAGGACACAUAGAUAUAGUAUAACUUGGAAAAAAAAUAUGAAGCUUUUUGUCUAUUUCUCAUCCCUCCCCACCUAACUAAUUAUAAGUUGAAUAUUAUCUAUGUGAUCUGCUAACAAUUUCUAUUUAUUAUGUUCUACAGUUAUGCACUAAGUGAAUUCAGACAAAUUGA